AGAAAAAGAAAAAAAUUUGACGUUUUAAGGACCAAAGCAUGAGUCUGCACGACGACUUACCCACUCAGUGAGAGAGGAAAUUCUGUUAAUUGCACGCGCCACACAUGUGGGCAUUCCUCACACGCACUCAGGGUUUGUGGUUCUGAACCCAGAGAUAUAGAGAGAGAAAGAGAGAGAGAGAGAGAGAGAGAGAGAGAGAGAGAGAGAGAGAGGGAGAGAGAGAUUUCAGAUAGAAUUGGGAAGCCAAAAAAUAAAUUUUUUUUUUUUUUUAACGAUCAUCGAUCGACGCGCUGAGAUAGCUGGGCGAGAGAGAUGAACAUUUGAAGCGAGUGAGAAAAGCGAGUGGAAUUAGCCAAUUUCUCCAACAACUGCUUUGGCGAGUGAGUGCAAGAAACAGCGAGUGAAGAUCAAACCCUAAAUUUUCCUGAUUUCCCCCCGAAGGCUUCUCCCACUCGCGGAAAACCCCCACUCGCUUUUCUUUUUCAGCCUCGGCUCUCUGAUUCUCAUUCCUUCCCGUUUCAGGAUGGAUAGGAGUCAAAAUCCAGUCGAAAAUGCGAUGAAUUCUCAAGACAAUGUGAAUGCUGGGGGAGUGAAUGAAAACAUGAUUGUUGUUAUGGAUGGAGUGCAUAAUAGAGAUGGUGGCCUUCUUAGUUCUCCAAAAAGGGAUGUUGUAAUGUUUGAAGGGGAUACAGAUUUUGAACCCUGUAAUGGAAUUGAAUUUGAAUCACAUGAGGCAGCAUACUCAUUUUAUCAAGAAUAUGCUAAAUCAAUGGGAUUCACCACUUCAAUAAAAAACAGCCGACGUUCAAAGAAAUCAAAAGAAUUUAUUGAUGCUAAAUUUGCAUGUUCCAGAUAUGGAGUCACACCAGAAUCAGAUGGUGGCAGCAGUAGACGGCCAAGUGUGAAAAAGACAGACUGCAAAGCCAGUAUGCAUGUGAAGCGAAGGUCAGAUGGAAAAUGGAUUAUUCAUGAAUUCAUAAAGGAGCAUAACCAUGAACUUUUACCAGCUCUAGCUUAUCAUUUUCGGAUUCAUAGGAAUGUAAAGUUAGUUGAGAAGAAUAACAUUGACAUUUUGCAUGCUGUAAGUGAACGUACUAGAAAGAUGUAUGUUGAGAUGUCAAGACAAUCUGGCGGAUAUCAAAAUAUUGGGUUUGUUCGGGCUGAAACAGAUUUUCAGUUUGAUAAAGGCCGGUACUUGGGUUUAGAGGAGGGAGAUGCCCAAGUACUGCUCGAGUAUUUCAAGCGGAUCCAGAAAGAGAAUCCUAACUUCUUCUAUGCAAUAGAUUUGAAUGAAGAGCAGCGUGUGAGAAAUUUGUUUUGGGUUGAUGCUAAAAGUAGGAGUGAUUAUGCCAGUUUUAGUGAUGUUGUUUCUUUUGAUACCUCUUAUGUCAAAAUCAAUGAUAAAUUACCAUUUGCUCCGUUUAUUGGGGUGAACCAUCACUUUCAGUCCAUGUUGCUUGGUUGUGCAAUGGUUGCUGAUGAGACUAAAUCAACAUUUGUUUGGUUAAUGAAGACAUGGCUUAGAGCAAUGGGUGGACAAGCUCCCAAAGUGAUUAUCACUGAUCAAGGCAAAGCCUUGAAGGCAGCCAUUGAAGAAGUCUUCCCAAAUGCCCGUCAUUGCUUUUCACUUUGGCAUAUAUUGGAAAAGAUCCCUGAAACUCUUGCUCAUGCAAUCAAACGUCAUGAGAAUUUUUUAAAUAAGUUUAACAAGUGUAUUUUUAAGUCAUGGACAGACGAUCAGUUUGACAUGAGGUGGUGGAAAAUGAUUACUAGAUUUGAACUUCAGGAUGAUGAAUGGAUUCAGUCACUAUAUGAAGACCGUAAAAAAUGGGUGCCUACUUAUAUGGAGGAUACUUUUUUAGCUGGAAUGUCUACAAAUCAGCGUUCUGAAAGUAUGAACUCUUUCUUUGACAAAUACAUACAUAAGAAAAUUACUCUGAAGGAGUUUGUGAAACAGUAUGGAUCAAUUCUACAAAAUAGGUAUGAAGAGGAAGCAAUUGCAGAUUUUGAUACUUGGCACAAGCAACCUGCAUUAAAAUCUCCUUCACCUUGGGAAAAGCAAAUGUCAACAGUUUACACACAUGCUGUAUUCAAGAAAUUCCAAGUUGAAGUUUUGGGUGUAGUUGGCUGCCAGCCAAAAAAAGAAAGUGAAGAUGGAGCAACUAUCACAUUUAGAGUCCAAGACUGUGAAAAGGAUGAAUUCUUUUUUGUAUUGUGGAAUGAAACAAAAUCAGAGGUUUCUUGUUUCUGUCGUCUGUUUGAAUACAAAGGUUUUCUUUGUAGACAUGCUUUAAUUGUUCUCCAAAUUUGUGGCCUUUCAAGCAUCCCACCUCACUAUAUUUUGAAGAGGUGGACAAAGGAUGCAAAAGGUAGGACAUUAAUGGCUGAAGGAACAGAGAGGACAAAGACUAGGGUGCAGCGCUAUAAUGACUUGUGUAAACAUGCCAUAGAACUGAGUGAAGAAGGUUCAUUAUCUGAAGAGACAUAUAAUAUUGCUUUUCGGGCACUAGUUGAAGCUCUGAGGAACUGUGUGGACGUGAACAACCAUAACAACAAUGCUGUAGAGUAUAGCACCAAUGUUCAUGGUGUUCGUGAAAUGGAAGAAGAGAAUCAGGGAAGCCUUGUGGUUAAAACAAGCAGGAAGAAGAAUACAAACAAGAAAAGAAAGGUACAAGCUGAUCAAGAUGUUGUACUUGUUGAAGAACAAGACACCUUGCAGCAAAUGGAUAAUCUAAGCUCAGAUAGCAUAACACUUAAUGGAUACUAUGGUGCCCAACAGAAUGUGCAAGGACUGGUACAGUUGAAUUUGAUGGAGCCACCUCAUGACAGUUACUACGUUAACCAACAGAGUAUCCAGGGGCUGGGACAAUUAAACUCAAUAGCGCCUGGCCCUGAUAGUUAUUUUGGGGCUCAACAAGGCAUUCAUGCGCUGGGACAACUGGAUUUCAGACCACCAACCAGCUUUGGUUACAGCUUGCAGGAUGAGCCACACUUGAGAUCUGCACAGUUACAUGGCAAUGCUUCCAGACACACAUGAGAGCGAAACACCUUGCAUGGUUGCUGCAAUGGUAUUUAUCAUCUCUUGAAGGUGGUUGAAAUUUUACCAAAGACUUGGUGAUCAUUGAUAAAUCAAGCCAGAAGAAACAUGUACGGUCGAAAAGAAGGUGGACAAUUAUGCCUAUAGGUACUGGCUCUUCAGAAUUUUGGAUGAUUAUCCCACCUCCCCUGCUUUUCUCCCACCAAAGAGAAAAUGGAAAUUGAUGUAACUGAUAUUGAUGCUAUGUGUUGCCUCAAACUUGGCCAUGUUGGCGAGGCAACCUUAGGUUAGAGAUAUUUUAGAUUAAUUCGUGUAUCUAUAUAUUGAAGGUGUAUCAUGGUUGGCCUAAAAUGGCAAGGCCUAAUGCCAAUAAGGCCUUUGCCUAGGGGGUUCCACAUAUUAAUUAAUAUACAAGGGUUUCAAAUAAAAA
Ziziphus jujuba (common jujube) is the source of this 3467-nucleotide messenger RNA. Its product is annotated as protein FAR-RED IMPAIRED RESPONSE 1. Gene Ontology annotation, biological process: regulation of DNA-templated transcription. Gene Ontology annotation, molecular function: zinc ion binding. NCBI's taxonomy places the organism in Eukaryota, Viridiplantae, Streptophyta, Magnoliopsida, Rosales, Rhamnaceae. The record is from RefSeq and is a predicted model, not a curated record. The coding region runs from base 524 to 3037 and encodes 837 amino acids. The transcript is spliced from 8 exons.